AUGGACGUGGACUGGGAUACGGUCAAUUAUCUUGAGGCAUUAAAAGAUUGCAAUUUGGAUAAGGCAACUGUAACAAGAAGUUUCUUACAGAGUAUAAAGGAACAAGGUACGGAAGAGGAAAAGAAGAAUGCGGAACGUCUCGAAGGUCAAGUCAAGGAAAACGGGACGAAUCCAAAUUUUUGGUUGAAACAUAAUAACGAUUUUACGAAACAUGAAAAGGUGAAGGUCAACAAUACAUCUUAUCUUGCGAUGGAGUACAGAUUUGUUGCAUUGGCAAUAAUGUUCAAGCAAGACCCAAACGAGAUUAUAGAUUCCAUGAACAACCGAGAGUUGAAGAAGAAACAUCGGCAAUACCAACGAAAGGGAUUGGAUGAAAAAUUUAACGCAACGAAGUCUUCCUCUGAGCUUCUUCCCUCUACGAACGUGCAACAAAAAUCCACUAUUCCCAAUUCUAAUGAUGUGCAAACUAAAGAUCUUGAGGUCGAUGAAGAAAUUAAAUUUGAUCUAGUGAACGUUUCAAUGGAAUUAAAUCGCGAGCCAACAGUUAAAAUUUCAUCUUCUCUUCGUGACACAGCUAGUAAACAGUUGGUUGGCGGAGAUGUUUUCAUGGAUUGCGGAAACGCGGAGUUGAAUAGGAUGCUUGCACUCAUGUUUAACAACCUGUAG
Acaulospora colombiana is the source of this 666-nucleotide messenger RNA. NCBI's taxonomy places the organism in Eukaryota, Fungi, Glomeromycota, Glomeromycetes, Diversisporales, Acaulosporaceae. The record is from the annotation of a GenBank genome assembly.